UCACCCGCGCUUGUAAGCUCUUCAGUCUAACAGCGCGCGCCCUCUCCGCCUUCCCUCGCGCUCGUGUAGUUUAAAGUGCCCCGCGCGCAGGUGGUGCGUGCGGCUCAGGUUCAGAGUCAGACCUCAGGAUGAUGCGAUGUGCUCAGCUCCUCGCAGCAGUUUUAUACUGCUUAGUGUGCAUUCAUUCUUUACCGGUGCCAGAAGGAAAGAACAGCCACAGGUACAAAGCUGCUGCGGACUGGUCUCAAAAGACCCAUCACCAUGACCUGAAGAAAAGGGGCAAACUUCAUCAUGUUCAGGACACUCUGAGUGAAGUCUUCGGCAGUAAGAGAGUGCAGACACACUUGGCUCAUGUGAAGAAUGACACUGAAUUCUGGAACAGACCUCGCUGUGGAGUACCAGACUACCCAUCACAGAAGGGAGGGAGCACCUUUAGUUACUCAACCCUCAAAGGAGGCUUGCUCGGGGGCCGUCAUCGCCAAAAACGUUUUGUUUUGUUUGGAGGACGCUGGGACAAGACAGAUCUCACCUACAAGAUCAUGCGCACCCCUUGGCAGAUGAGUUUAGAGAAAGUCAGACAUGUGCUGCAAGAGGCGCUGCGGGUCUGGAGUGACGUCACCUCUCUCACCUUUACAGAGAUCACCAGUGGGCGGGCGGAUAUCAUAAUCGAUUUCAACAGGUACUGGCAUGGAGACAAUCUUCCUUUUGAUGGUCCAGGAGGAAUUCUUGCCCAUGCCUUCUUUCCUCGAACAUAUAGGGAGGGAGAUAUUCACUUUGACUAUGAUGAGUCUUGGACAGUGGGCAACAGUAUGGGUACGGACCUCCUCCAGGUGGCUGCUCAUGAGUUUGGUCAUGUUUUAGGAUUGCAACACUCCAUGGAAUCAGGCGCAGUGAUGUCUCCUUUUUACUCAUUUUCUUACCCACUCCAACUGAGUGAGGAUGACAAGCGGGGCAUACAGUCUCUAUAUGGGUCAAAACACUCAGAUGAGAAAACAGAGAAGAAGGAGAGGCCACCUAAAGUCACAGAAACCAAUGAGAUUGAAAGCAUAGUGCCUGAUGCUUGCCAAACAGACUUCGAUGCUGUAUCUAUGAUCCGAGGAGAGCUGUUUUUCUUCAAGUCAGGUUACGUAUGGCGGAUCCGUAAUGGUAAACUCCAGGCUGGAUAUCCUGCUCUGGCAUCCAGGCACUGGAAAGGAAUACCAGACAACAUUGAUGCUGCUUUUGAGGACAAGUCUGGAAAUAUCUGGUUCUUUCAAGGCCAGAUUUACUGGGUGUUUGAUGCAGAGCGGCAGAUCACUGGCCCAGAUUCAGUACAGCGGCUGGGUCUAACAGUGACUGACAUCCAGGCGGCCCUCACGUGGGGAGAAGACAAAGCCCAGAAGACCUACUUCUUCAAGUCGGGAAGCUACUGGCGUUUCAACCUGAUGGAAAACAGCCUAGACACAACACACGCUCGCAGCAUGAGGGACUGGAGAGGCAUACCGAAUGACAUAGACGCUGCUUUCCAGGACCGUUACGGAUUUGCACACUUCUUGAAAGGAAAUCAGUACUGGAAGUUUGACCCAGUGGACGUGCGUGUGCUAGAGGGAUAUCCACGCUACAUCGGCAUGGAUUUCUUCAGUUGCUCUGCAUCCCUGUAUCGAUAAAUUCUGUGCCCAGCUAGACAUAAUUCAUCUCAAAUUCAUCACCGGGGUCUUUUUUUUCUUCUCCGAACUAGUACCCUCCACACAGUUACACCUCUGAUCAAGAUCAUACCAAUCAUUGAACUGCAGGAUUUUUUAGGUAGAGUGUCAGAUAUUGCAGUAUUUUCAUGUUUGACCACUAGACAAAGCCGUUUUCUGUCAUUUCGAGCAGGUACUGUGUAACUGCUCCAUCUAUAACUCAAGGUGCUAUAGCAUGUUUACUGUGCCACUUCUUUUUGAACGAAACCUGAAAUUGUUGCUAAAUAUUCUCAAAUGCAACAUAAUGAAAUCACAACAACUCUCCUCUCAGGAAAAGCAGGAAACUUUGGCCUUAAAAUGCUUUUCUUACUUAUUGUGUACUUGAUUAUUUAUUAUGUGUGUACUUUGUUGCCAGUGUUGAUAGAAUUUAGGAAAAUAUAACUGCCAUUCUUCUUCAGUAAUACUGUAAAUUGUGCCAUCAUAUAAAUUAUAGUAGUUUUAAAUCAAUGCCCAUAUUUUAAAUUUCAGUCAACAUUUCUUACAUAAGAACAUACUUGCACCAGCAUUUUAAUAUGGAGGCACUUUUGGUACAAAUAUAGGUGCCACAACAUUUAUAGAAGAUAAAUAACCUCGAACAAUACAGUUUCGCUGCCAAAUAUUUCAUAAUUUGAGUCUAAUGACUCAAAUUGGUCGCUUGGCUUUCCAUUCUGGCCUGUUUUCCAGUAGUGUUUGCCCCCACACAGUAGUGGAUAUUUUUAUGUCAUAUGUAUAUGUGCUAACAUGUCAUUAGUUCUCAGUCCAAAGUAAACAUAUCUGUAAGUCCAUAAAACGAAUGGUUAACACUCUCAAGGUAUUUUUGACCUACAAUACUUGGCAAGUACAGCGACUUUGGACCUACCACAAUAUGCUCUCAGUGUGAAUGCCCCUUUAGGCCUGCCUUAAUGGGAUAGUUCACCAUAAAUGAAAAUUCUCUUAUCAUAUACUUGUGCUCAUGGCAUCCCGGAUGAUGAUUUUAAGAAGAAUAUUUCAGCUCUGUAGGUCCAUAUUAUUCAAGUGAAUAGUGGCCAGAACUUUGAGGAUCCAAAAAGCAUAUAAAGGUAGUGUAAAAGUAAUCCACAUGACUCCAGUGGUUAAAUCUUUAUAUUCACAAGCAAUAUGAUAGGUGUGCGUGAGAAACAGAUACAUAUUUAAGUCCUUUUUUAACAAUAAAUCUCCACUUUCACUUUCUUUUUUUCCCAAUUCACAUUCUUUGUGCAUAUCACCAUCUACUGGGCAGGGAGGGGAAUUUAUAGAAAAAAAGGAGUUAAAUAUUUAUCUGUUUCUCAUCCACACCUAUCAUGUUUCUCCUGAAGAUAUCGAUUUAACCACUGGAGUCAUAUGGAUUACUCUUACGCUACCAGUAUGUGACCUUUAAGUCUGGAAGAUGACUUAAACCUGUUCUUAAAUGGUGAUAAUGUGUAGUAUGUUCCAGUGCAGGCCACUGAUGCUGUUGUUUCAGUCUCUUUUCAGAUCAAGUGUUAAAUAAUUACAAAAAACUUUCUGCAUAGUGGAGCUAUGAAAUUCUCAUAGUCUUUACAAAGCACUGGACGUGAUUGCUUUGAGCAAAGGACAUUGUACACCUUUCAUCCUGUUAUUAUAAUGCUCUGUAUGUCAUGUAAUCAAUUCUUUCUUUUGUUAUUGUUUUUAAUGAUCCAUUUACUGUGUAAAUACUUUGUAAAAAGAAUUGUAUUAUACAUUUUUUCAGCUUUAAUAAAAGCAUUUCUUUGUUUAUUGUGUUCUGUCUAAUUAUCUGUUGUCAGGGCUCCAGAAACAAUUCAUGUUUAUAGGUUUUGUUCAAUAUUCAUAGACUUUGUAUAAAGCUUUUGU
Molecule: messenger RNA, 3527 nt
Organism: Xyrauchen texanus (razorback sucker)
Lineage: Eukaryota; Metazoa; Chordata; Actinopteri; Cypriniformes; Catostomidae
Gene: mmp11b
Product: matrix metallopeptidase 11b
Exons: 8
Coding region: 129-1646 (505 amino acids)
Biological process (GO): extracellular matrix organization; collagen catabolic process; proteolysis
Cellular component (GO): extracellular matrix
Molecular function (GO): metalloendopeptidase activity; zinc ion binding
Source: RefSeq, a predicted model, not a curated record